GCAGUUUAUCAUUUACAGUACUGAAACUCGAAAGCGCAUUUUGUUACACCAGUGUCUCCUGAAUAAGUCAUUUUUACUAUUUUUGAUUGUUCUGGUAGCAAUUACAAAUUUAUUACAACUGUUGUUUUUACAACAAUUUGCUGUUGUUACAGUGGACGGAAUUCGAGAGGACUAUUAAUAUUAACUUUAUCAAUAUUGUUACAUUUUCAAUAUGGACGUUUUUGGCCAAAAUACGUCACACAUGAACACCACAACUCCGACUGAAAACUGGAUAUCUAUAUACUCUAUAGUUCGAUGGAUUCAAAUAACAAUGGCCGUCCUAAGCAUUUUAGGUGCUGGCUCUAUAAUCUUAUGUGCCUGUUUAAAAGGACUAGUAAGAAAACCAGAGGUGCUGCCAUUGUUCUUGUUAAGUGUAACAGACCUGCUGUUAGCGUUGAGUUGGAUGUGUGGAGGUCUUCUCUUCACUCAGUCCUGUAAAGCUUACGGAACCUGCUACAACCUCCACAUAGUGGAACAGACUCUUUACAUGGCCUCGUUCUUCUAUACUCUGCACUAUGUUUGGGUGCUCUACAACGGACUCGAGGGGAAGUACAAGAGACUCGGUUUCCCAGCUGAGAAUCCAGCAGACACAAGAAGCUGCAGAUAUCUUGGUCCUGUAGUGUCAUGUCUUUUGCCUUUAAUGCUCACAGCACCUGUGUUUGUAGCAGGAAAUGUGUUUCAGUGUUAUACAAACUUCACCCAGCCGUACAGAUGUUUGCUGAUGCAUACAGGGGCUGUGUAUCUCACAUCAUCUGUAAAUACAGAGAAGACAGCAUGUAGUGUCAUUCAAAAGUACUGCAUGGCCAUUUUCCUGUUUACGUUCUUCUUCACAUUCAUUGGCAUCACGAUUCUCAUGUGUAAAGCUCGCUCCCUGUACAAGCGUCUCGUCACGUCUCAAGGUUUCUUUGGUGACAAUCAUUGGGAAACCCUGCGUCUCCUGGAACGGCGAAUGCUGCUUUAUCCCUCAGCCUUCUUCUUCUGCUGGGGACCAGCAAUAUUUCUAGCUUCUAUGAUGCUGGUGAAACCGGAUAUGAUAGAGGGAAGGAUGGGAGUCUUUCUCUACAUCCUACAGGCCUUCACUUCUGCUUCUCAGGGUCUGUUAAACUGCCUGGUUUAUGGCUGGACACAGCAGCACUUUCGCUCUCUCAGCAGCAGCAGCACCCUACGGCACAAUGAAACCCAGACUCCCCUGCUGCGCUCCCAGAAACGAAACUACGCUGCUUUGAAAUCUGCUGCAUCACUCACCAAUUUUGUUUGACAGAGAGACACGCAAAAAUCUCUGUAAUGCAAUGAGAAGAUGCAACUGAACACAUGACUUGAAUGUUACGAGCGUCGUGCUCUACCCAUCAAGCUACGGGAGCCAAAACAGCACACACUGCUGUGUCAGAAAAACUGAAGACUGAAACGAGCAGAAUAUCUGUGUGGUCUAUAAUGCAUGAAGACCAAUGAAAGCAAACACAGCAGAAGCCUUUUGUUUUGCUCCGGUAUUACCAACACCAGAUGGCAGAAAAGGAAGCUCUGCUAAAAAGGGAGCUGAACAUUUGUUCUUCUACCUUGGAUUUGUUUUGAGAUUUCAAAAGCUGCACCUGCUGCUAGUUUAGCUGAGAAACCCACUUCAGGAAACCGUUUCAUCAUCCAGCCUCUAUAGCACUUGCUUUUGCAAUGACACGAUCGAUACUUUCAGGUCAAGAUGCACUGCUGGGCUUUCAAAAAGGGAAAGACCGAAGGGGGAUUACGGUCAGAGGGAAAUAGCUCUGAAACAGGAUCUGAGAGGACAAUGCUGCUGCUUUCUCCUUCCACAAAACAUGCGCUGAAGCCAUCCACACAUAGCGGGUAUCAAUUACUGCUAAACGAGCAUGAAAGAACUAUUUUUCUCUUAAUAAACAAUACAGCUGUGUGAGCAGGCUUCUCAGUGGAUAUUAUGGUUGAAGAAUACAGUUGAUGAGAAAUAUAGGUUGCAGGAAAAGUACUUUGUCAAGAUAAACCAUAGCAAUAAACCAUAAAAUGAGCAUUUUUCUUGAAAGGUCUUUAAAACCUGGAGAUAUAAGGGAAUUUUUUUUGUGUGUGAAAAUAACUGGGAUUUUUAGGCUUGCAUGGUUCACACAAAAUUGAAUAUUUUGUCAUCAGUUAGGCUACUUCCCCUCAUGUCAAACCCAUAAAACUAUUGUUUAUCUUUGAGACACAAAUGAAGAUAUUCUGAAUGAAACUUGAUGAUUUCUGUCCUUCCAUCAUCAUGAGAGCAAUCCAGUAAUCUAAGCUUUCAUAAGAGAGCAAAUACCAGAACAAACCUCUUAUGAAUGACUUUCAUUAAUUUAUGUCAUCAAUGUUUCGUUUGUGUGACCUUUCAGUGGAAGGACAGAAAUCUCUUAGGUUUCCCUAAAAAAUAUAUUUUUUUAUUAAUUAAUUGUUAAUAAUAAUUAAUUAUUAAUUCAAUUAAUAUAUUUUUUACAUUUCAUUAAAAAAUAAUUACGGUAAUUACUAUUUCAAAGACAAACAAAAGUCUUGUGGGUUUAGGGUGACAUGAGGGUGAGUUUUCCUAUUUGAGAACCCUUUAAAAUAUCUGUGGGAAUUUUUGUAGUUGGUAACAUUUUCAGGUUAUGCUUUGUAAAAUACGUUUUUGUAGAAACCGGAGUGCAAUCCCUGUUAGAUUCCUUGUUCUGUAAUUACAAACAGCUAGAAAAGUGAUAAACGACAUGUACUGUUUUCCUCUUUUACUUUGGCUUGCAUUAGUCCCAAGACAAAAUGACUUUAAGUAUCGCUUUAAUUUCCGAGCAUUUUAUGUGUCCAUGUACAUAGUUUUCACACAUUACAAACUGUGGAAAAUGUAUGAACCAUUUGAUUAAAACUUCAUUAGGUGUUGA
Molecule: messenger RNA, 2900 nt
Organism: Carassius gibelio (silver crucian carp)
Lineage: Eukaryota; Metazoa; Chordata; Actinopteri; Cypriniformes; Cyprinidae
Product: transmembrane protein 116
Exons: 11
Coding region: 212-1297 (361 amino acids)
Biological process (GO): adenylate cyclase-activating G protein-coupled receptor signaling pathway
Cellular component (GO): plasma membrane
Molecular function (GO): G protein-coupled receptor activity
Source: RefSeq, a predicted model, not a curated record